AUGAAUUAGCAAAAUUGACUUUUGCUUUUCAUUUGAGAACAAAAGUUGCAAUUGAUAUGGCGCGCUCAAUUUUCUCGCAUAUUGACAAAAGAAAUAAAGCAAAGUAGCCGCCAUGCCAACCCCAAGCUUUGCCCUGAUUGGUGCCGAGCUCAAGUGUUUGACAACAAAAGGGGCAUAGGCCGCCUAGGUCAAGUGGAGGCUGGCAACGGGGCCUUAGCAACUGGUGACGCUUGCUCACAUUAAGUGUUCAUUGAAACCAAGCAGCCUGUUUGGGCAUAGAUUAUCACAGCAAAAUAGAUGUGCUGACUCUUUUUGAUUUAUUAAGAUAAUUUUCAUUUCGUUAAAAUGACCUCGAUAGCUUUCGGAGGAGGCCCUACUCUAGAGCAAAGAAGGGCAUUUGCUGGACUGAAAUAUGGAACUCAUGUCCCUGGCUAUCGGGGUUAUUGCCCUCAGAUAAAGUAUCGUGUAGGGAGGACAUAUGGAGAUAAUACUAAUGAGCUUGCCCAGACUUGGGAUCACAAACAGCCAGCAGAGCCAGUUGGCUAUGUUCCUAUUGGUGUUCAACAGUCCAGGCUUCCAGACUCCUCAGGAGAUAAUCGAUACACUAAGAAAAUGGUACCAGGAUAUACGGGUUAUAUCCCAAGGAUGGUCUUCAAAUAUGGUAACACAUAUAAGGAGGGCUGUGAUGUAUGUAUAGAUGAAUUUUUGACAACCAAAGAUGGUCUGGACAUUAAGAGAGUGGACCUUCAGCGUACAGUGAGAUCAUACCCCAAACUACAAGCUGUAGCUCAAGAUCCUAAAGUUCGGGAUGAAUUAAACAAGUACAGAGAUACACAUCCAACAAGACCUUUGUUUAUGGAGGACAGGAAGGCAUUUACUGAGCCCCCAAUCCCUGGCUACAAGGGCUUCAUCCCCCGCAUUGGUACUACAGAGCUUGGUCUUGGCGGGCGCUACCACACUACAACCAAGAAUGGCUUAGAAUCUUUUGCAAAGGAAACCAUGCAUCAUUUUGCAGUCCAACAAGAGCCAAUUAAAGUUGAAAGAGGGGAUGACCUUGUCAAAAUGCCUUCCUAUGCUAGGCGGUUAUAUCUUCAUGACGGCAUGAUUCCCAAGUACACAGGCUAUUGUCCGCAGAGGCGAUUUAAUUUCGGUAACACCUAUGGAGACACAACUCGCUCACUGAAUGUAUGCAAACAUGACAUGGCAUGCUAUGGAGACUUUGCAAACACAAUGAGGCAGUCAGCUCCAGUAUAAAGAUGAUCUUUGAUAUUGAAACCAAAAUUACAUCAGAAAAUUAGUGUUUAUACCAAAAAUGAUAAUUGGAGGAAGAUGACAGCAUGAAUCAGUAGCCAGAGGUUCAGUGAUUAUUUCAUAAGUCAUAAGAUUGGCAUUAUUUUCAAUAAUGCUGGUGCCAAAUUGUCGAUGAAAGACAAAGAAAUAAUAUACAGCGAUCCCUUAAUUUUAUAUUGAUUACUUCUGAAGUUAAAUAGGCACUAAACUAGAUCAUUUUAAGGUACAUAUAUAAGAAUGGUAUAUACUUUUCUGUAUAUAACACAGUAAUAUCUUGAAUGAUUAGUGAUGGAAACAGAAUUUUACAAAUCAGAAAGAAGCACUUGGAGCAACAUUUCUUCUUGCU
Molecule: messenger RNA, 1636 nt
Organism: Lingula anatina
Lineage: Eukaryota; Metazoa; Brachiopoda; Lingulata; Lingulida; Lingulidae
Product: ciliary microtubule inner protein 2B
Source: RefSeq, a predicted model, not a curated record